Messenger RNA from Neltuma alba, 1025 nucleotides. RefSeq lists its product as uncharacterized. NCBI's taxonomy places the organism in Eukaryota, Viridiplantae, Streptophyta, Magnoliopsida, Fabales, Fabaceae. The transcript is spliced from 3 exons. The coding region runs from base 426 to 1025 and encodes 199 amino acids. The record is from RefSeq and is a predicted model, not a curated record.
UGUUCAAUCGAUCAUCUCAGGAUCAUGCGGGCUACGGAUGGUACUUGGUCUUGCAAGGGCUGGCCAUUUCAUCUGCCAUCUUCUCAAAGCUGUCCGCUUUUUCGCCGCCAUUUUCUGCCUAUGGUGCUUCAGUCCCAUCUGUGGAUUUCGCCGAAUUUGAAGGGGCUAACGGUUAUGAUUCCUUUUCGAGGCCGCUCGGAGGAUUGGAUUCGGCGCCUUUCUCCGAGCCUUGUAGUCAUGGAUACUCUGGCUUUCCAUUUACGGACCCUCGUGUUAGUUCUCCAGAUUGGUCCUCUCUCAAUACGAAGCCCCGCGAGAUAGAGCAUCCGUGUCAGAGUCCGAGCUCGGGGAAUCAGUUUUUGGUUUUCAGCGAAGGUCAAUUCAACCGGCAUUUAGAUCUUGGACCCAACUCAUCAAAUAACGUAAUGCUUUCCAAUUGGAAUGUCCCAGUAUCCGAAGCAAGACCCAGAAUUCCAAAUUCUCGUGCGAAUCUACAUAUCGAUAAUUUUUUGAAUGCGGCAGAUGAAUGCAAUCCCGCUGUUCUUUUUAAAAAUCAUGAUGCUUUACAUCCAGAGCUUAUCGAUAAGAUUGAAGAGUGUCUCGAAGGCCCUAAAGAUUUCCAUGUUGAAAUAGCAAAAUAUGGGAGAGAGUCUUGCGAAAUUUCAAACAUCAAUAAAAUGCGGAAUGAAAUUAGCAGCCAGGAAAAAGGUUUGACAGGCCUUGCUACGAAGUUGUCGGUAUCAAACUCUGUGUCUCAAGAGUGCAAUUCAGAUGUUGUAGUGGAUGAUGGACGUUCUGAUGUUGGGAAACAAGUAGAAGAAAAAAAAUUUAUGUCUCAAAACCAGAAUUCAUUCUGUCAUUGCAAAGAUGUUGGUUUUAAUGUGAGUGAAUGUUUAGAAUGCAAUUCGUCUCAGGAGGCAGAAAAUGUUUCGUCUUCGCCUUCUUUUAUAGCAGCUGCACCUGAAAAGGCAUCAGCUAAAGUACCAGCUCCAAAAAUAGACAUUCAAAUGCUGAUUAAAAUGUGA